Somion occarium is the source of this 2857-nucleotide messenger RNA. NCBI's taxonomy places the organism in Eukaryota, Fungi, Basidiomycota, Agaricomycetes, Polyporales, Cerrenaceae. The record is from the annotation of a GenBank genome assembly.
CAGGAAUCCAACCCGAUCACUCGUCACUACCGCCAUUCUCAGUCUUCAUCAAUCAUUAUCGCCAGCCAAUGUGAAGUACUUCGACCAUUCUCUCCAACGACUAUCAUUAGUUUUUUCUCACUGUGCACGGGUGACUUCGUCGUCAGAAGUCACAUUAUAUGGAGCAGAGUCGUCUCAAUAUCUUGGGUCAUACACGAUGGGGAAGGCUAUCUACUAAUUCUGAUUAUGCAGUAUAUGAGUAUAUGGGUUGGACAUACGUUGAGCGACUUCACGGUGGCGGGGAAACCAUUCUCUUGUAAGUAUAUCCCACACCUUGUCUUGUGACUCGGAUGAAAGGGUUUCGCUGUACGUAGUCUCGCCAUCUUCAGAUGCAUAUCGUUCACUGGCAAGUGUGCAUAGUGAUCGUCCUUUGGUCAUGACGGUCCUGGCGUGUCAGGCCGCAGUCUAUUCCUCAGUGAUUAUUGUAUCUGAUAGGUCGUUCUCAUUGUUGUUAGUUACCGAAGGCUGUGUCGAAAGCCACUUAGGCUUUGGAUACUAUCUUCCGACUUGAUGCGAUUUAUAUACCUCUCGCAUUGCUGUUGAGCACUCGCAAUCGCCCCCUUAACCACCUGUUACUACCGUCCACCUUAGCAUUGCAAAGAUACUAUCAUAACGAAGACUAACCUGUCCUACUCAUGGCAGUAAUCCGGCGAACAUCGCUGUUGCUAUUGUUCUGUGUAAUGUAUGUGACGGGUAGUCUCAACACAACCAAGUUCUAUGAGCCCAUAACACACGAAAUUGAAUGGGAGGACUGCGGUCUAGUACCAAAGGCUGUAUGUGGUCACUUCGAAGUACUCUUAGACUGGCACAAUCCGUCUGCGGGUAAGGGUCGACUCGCGGUCAUCAAGUACAAUGCAACAGGCGAGAGAAAGGGUGUGUUGUUCACCCAUGCCGGUCUCGUUCCUGGUGACGGCCGAGGGUGGCUUGUGGAAAGAUCAGAAGUUAUGAUGGACUAUCUGGUGAACGGCAGCUACGAUCUUGUCACUUGGGAUCUUAGAGGAACGCCGUUGCGUCGCGAUGUCAAUGACCCAUUGCAAAAGUAUAGCACAAUACCCUCAUCUCCCACCUGCUUUUCCUCCCGAGAAGCUGAGGUCGAGUUCUGGAAUGAACAGACAUCCAUCGGCGUGCCAAAAUCAAACUUCUCCAUGCCUCCCAGUGUCGAAUAUCAGCAUCCAACUGUGUACGCAGCAUAUGAACACAACCGAAGGCUUGGAUUACGUUGUCUGACCGCUUCGCAAGAGGAUUAUCCGGAUAUACCCAUGCUGAAAUACAUGGGCACCGCAGCUAGCGUCCGGGAUUUGGUCGCACUGGCCGACUAUUUGCAGGGACCAGGAACGCCUAUCAAUUUCCAUGGUGUUUAUCAUGGAUCUCUCAUCGGCAGUUACUUGAUCAACAUGUUUCCUGAGCGUGUAGGACAUGUCAUUCUUGAUCGACCAGUGAACCCGCUCGUCGCCGGCGACGGACAGUACCACACUGCAUGGAGAGCUGCGAUUCGCAACGCUAACGAAACUUUCGUUAAACUAACGGAUCGCUGCGAGACCAAUACGGAACAAUGUACUAUUGUCGGUGCGAAGAAGACAGGAGAAUACGUACGAGAAUAUGUCCAAUUUGCUUUGGCGAUGACUCGAAGCUCGUUGUUGGGCUGGCAACCUAUCUUCGGAAUGGACCUAAUCUCGAAUCCAACUCUCAAGCGACUUGUCUUCGCAGUAUACAACGCAACCGAAGGGCCUGACGUGUCAUUUUACAACUGGACGUACGAGCUUCAUACUCUCACGAGGAACAUGUGGCAUCCCAAUCUAUACGGCGAACUGGCAUCGUUCUGUGGAGAUUACGCCUACAACUACACAGAGUACCCAGAAGGAGACCGUGAACAUCUCAUGAUUGCCGGGUGGAUCACUGACUUCAUGAUGAAUGCUCCUUUGAUUGGACAAUCAUUCCCUGCUGCUAGGUAUCUCUGUCAUUUGUGGCCCGAACGGGCUGUAGAGAGGUAUACUGGACCUUGGAACCGAAAGCCUGCGAAUCGGGUUUUGGUGGUAGGCAAUACGUUAAACCCGUUGAGUGGGAUUGACCAAGCGAAGGCGAUUGCUGGGGCGAUGGGAGACGAUGCAUACUUUGUUGAAGAAGAGGGCUUCGCAUUCUCAUUCUUCCCACAUACUGCUCGUGCGAACGAGGUCAUGUCAGUUUAUCUGCUUAAUGACACGCUUCCGUCAAGGGCCGAAGGAACACCUCAGGGCUCAACGUCAUACGUCAAUUCCAUCUAUAGCUUCUUUAUUGGUGCUUGCAGACUGCUGGCAAACCAGAGCGGAGUUUUCCUCACCAUCGGGGCAUUCGUCUCAUCGCUAUCUCUUAUGACAUCCAUUGCAAUAUAUCGCUGGGUCAGAAAGAAGAAGAGCAAAGUAGAUGGAGACACGCUUGCCACGGAGAGGAACUGGCUUGCUACAGAUGAAGACGUUGUGAAGGCUAGGGACAGAGCGUACCUUCAUUCUGGGCGAAUGCUUAGUCCCAAUCUGACAGCUUGAAUCUGUGAGCGGUAUGCAUGUACAUCCGUCAUAAGGGAUUUAUUUCACCAAGUUGUACGAUAUUUGAAUGUUAUUCGUCGAGGAGUGUAAACAGUCCAUACCGCGGUUUGUGUAUCACCGAAUAAUUCUCAAUUCGCUGCGCCCAUGGUGAGAUACAUGACAAACUCAGAAAAUAAAGAGACAAGAGAAUCUAAUCACUCAUCGCUGCGUCCUCAUCCUCUCCACCCUCCUUUUCCUCCACUACUUGCUCUACCUCUAUCUGAGUAACAACCCCGGUCUCCGCGGUCCAAUAUGCCCUC